GUAUCAAAAUGUGAGCGCGCCCAGUAUCUCAGUAUCUUUCAAUACCGCUUGAGAUGCUGUUAGAAAAUUGCAAAGAUUUCGUUUAACUCAAGUGUAAAAAAGUUACUUUAGACAAAAUAAAAAUGCCAGAUUCUGAUAGAUCAUCUGGUGAUAACAAUUUCAACGAUGAAGCUCUCCCAAUUCCCAUUCAAGUGUUUUUAUGGAGACAAGUCAGCCCAUUUGUUAAACCCAAAUUAGGAAAAUUACAUGAAGCAUCAUGCAUGUUUUGUCAACAUUCAAUGACCGGUCAUCAUGAACUUAAAGAAGCGUGUAAAAUAUUUGAAAAAGUGUUAGUACAGAAUAUUCAAAGUGGGUUAAAACCUGAUUUGUGUGAAGCAAUUCGUUCGAUACCUAGAUGGAAAUUAAUACAAGCUUCCCUUCCACAUGUCAUGCAUUCAACUGCAUCUUUAUUAUUUACUCGAAUGAAAGACGGAAAUAUUCAAAGUCUAGGAGCUGUUGAAACAAAACUAAUGUACACUUUACAUUGGAUUAUUUUGGAUGCAGCAGAAGAAUGUGCGGAUAGUGAUUACGAAAAAGGAAUUUUCCACUCAUCACCAUUCUAUUAUUUGUUUUCUAUUCCAACAAUAACACUUUUUGUGUAUUUAUUUGCUCCAAUGUGUCACCAUUUGAAAGAAUCGGAUUUCCAAAAUUUUCGUUUAGAGAAUGGACUUAAAAUAUGGCAAGCCAUGUGGGAGUUCCGACAUCCGGAAGCUUUGUGUUUUACCUCACACUGCAAGCCAAAACCGAAAUAUCUUUUGGGGAAAAAUCUCAAACAGAAAACGCAAUUUGGUGAUGUUUUUCUAGGACGUAAACCAUCGGAAGACGGUUUAGGGCACGAAAGUCCUCCCAGUCAAGGCAUUAGUGCUUCUAGUUCCGAACAACAACAUUUAUUUUCUUGUGGUCCAUCUUCGACUACCGUUACAGUUACGGCCACUAUUACGAAAAUAACCGAUGAUGAAAGCAAUUGGGUUUCAUCUCCAAAAGAUACGGUAUUUCCUGAAACAAUUCCUGAAGAAAGUUCCAGCACUGAAGAAGAGCAUGUUGUUAUUUUUAGACUACCAUCUCUGCACGAAUCGGAUGGAUUUAUCCGAGAUCCAUCUAUUUAUACGGCUGAAACUAGUUUAUUUCAACUUGCUAUGAGAAAAACAACUGGCAGCAAAAACAAUGUUAAAAGUGGAGAAGUUUCAACUCCUGUAGGUACAGAAGGCAAACAGAGCAAGCCCGCCAUACAAAAAAUCGGGUUUAUAAAAACUUCUAGUUCAUCAACUGACAAAGAUUCAGUUGAUAGUAGUAAACACGCGUCGACUGAAGGACCUGGGGGAGAUAUGGAAGGUUCCCGCAAAACACUUCCUGGUCAAACUGGUGAUAUAACCUCAGCUACAUAUCUAGAUGUUGCUGUUUUAAGAUGUUUGUUUAUAACGCAUUGGCAAGAGGAAGGAAUCUACUGGGCUUUGCACUAUUUAUACAACAGAUUGAGAGAUAUUAGCGAAGAAACUUCUGCUCAACAACAACCACGUCGUAGAAGCAAUUCUCUCCCAAUACCGAAAAUCGAAGUUUCACUUUAUCAAAGCACUGAGCUCAAAAAACAAGAAAACAAUAAAGAUUUUAUCGAAGUUCCCGAAGUUAAAGAUGUGUCUCUUUUAGCUGAAUCCCCUUACACCAAUAAAAAAUCAUUAGAUGAACCGGUUCAUUUGAGACGAGUUAGUGAAAAAACUAAAAAGCGAAUGAAAAUGGCAGAUCUUAAAGCUUUCGUUGAAACCAAACUUUUAUCAAAAUCCGACAAAGCUUUGGAAAAGAUUGGCCAAGAUGAACCGAAACCAUUAGGAGAACAUGCGGUGGGUGCAAGACGAAUGCUUAGUGAUUAUCAUCGCAGUUUAGAUACAGGUGAUGAGCAUUUAUCAAGACCAAGUUCUGCAAUGUCAAAAAUGUUUGAACCAAUGCCCAGCAAUCUGGUUAAAGGGAAAAGCAUGCCGAGUUUAAGCUGUUUAAUAGAUGAACUAACCUCUGGUGGGUACAUUGGUGAAAUUCAUUGGGACCGUCGAAGACCAAGUCGUUUCGAACGACCUUCACAGCCUAUGGCCAACCCCAUCAUAACUGUAACAGAACAUACUCCUACUCCAUCACCAGAUUAUCUUAAAAGACAAGGUUCCAUGGAUAGUCAAUUAGAUGCUGCUAGUUUAUCUGGAAGUAAAUUAGGAAACUGGUAUGAAAGGAAAGCCAGUCUUACACGUUCCCAAACAGAUUCGAAUAUCACUUAUGCGGGAGAAGAUAUUCCAGAAGCUCCUGGUUCUGCAUGUUAUAUCACCAAAGAAGGUGAUAUCGAUCUUCAAGUUGUUCUCAAAGCCGUUCAUACCACAUCUCUACGAGAAAAUUCCACUUGCACGUUGCGUGUUCUUGAAGUUAUAUUAAAUCUGAUCGAACUCUUGAUGGAUAUUGGAGUUUUGAAACAGUGUUUAAGAAACGAAAUCAGUGGGAGUGCGUCCACUUCGGGACAAACCACAAGUCCUGGAAAAACGCAAAAGAUGCCUCAAAGUACCACCUUUGCAUCAUUGGGAGGAGAAAUAGAAAAGUCUUCCAAACCAAUGACUUCUCAUCGAAUAAUUAUGAAUGUGAUAAUAAAGGUUCUUAAACACUUGGGUUGUCCACAUGGUUGCGCUGAUGGGCAAAGAGGACCCGCAGCAGAAUUUUUGAGAACUCAGUGCCAAAACAUUUUAGCUAAACUAAACCGAGCGAGUGGAAAACAAUUUAAAAAUUUCUUAAGAGAUUAUGUCAAAAAUCAAACUAUUCCAGAUAUUUUAGACUUCUUCCAUGCUUACGUCGGCUAUUGUAUUGACCCAAGCUCUUUGUUGUCUCCAUUGAACCAGAAGCGGGGCUCUAGCAGGUCACCUGACACGGUAUCGCAAGGUGGUUAUGGAACGAACUUUGACACAGGCGUAGGUGGUGGAGGGAUGCGAGGGGUUGAAGGGCAAGUCAUGACACAUGUUUUCAAACCAUUGGUCACUAGGUUUGUUGGUUCGGCCAAAGAACUCAAAACGCCCGAAAAUUUGGGAAUAUACUGUGAAGUGAGGCAACUUAUGACCUACGUUAAAGAGGGACAUGGAAGCGUUUUCAGACGAGUUGCUUUAAGUGCACUCAUUGAUACAGCUGACAGACCAAGCAAAAAAGAAUCAAAUACCCAAACAACUCGUGUUAUACGGCACAUGCAUUACUCCGAAAUGGACGAUCAACAAGAUAUUCCAACCGAUACCUCAUACACUAUUGAUGAAAAAGGGGUUCGAAAACUCUUAUUCAAAAAACGGAGCACUUCGUCAACUUGCGCGAGUUUAUUGGAAACUGAAGCCGAAGAAUUGUCUAAAAUCAGUCAAAGUCCUUUAGGCAAUAUUCGGAAACGCCAUAUUCUAACACCUCGCCAAAGCGAGAAAGCUCUUGGUAUUUCGGAACCAGCUUCCAAAACCAAGUCUAAAUCAAAACUUGGUGGAAUUGUUAAUUGGUUUAAGAAGAGUGAUCAGACAUCGCUUGAUAAUAAUGAGAACCUUGAUAAUGGUGACUCCGGAACGGAUACUUCAAGCUUUAUACGGCAGCCUUCUAAAUACUAUCCAAAUAAAACUGGAAAAAGCAAUGUUGGGCAAACUCUCCAAAAAGCCAAAAGGCGCGUAGAAGACCGUUUCAACAAAUAUGUAUUAAAAAAAGGCAAGAAAAAGGAUGGUAGCACCGAAGAAUCAUCAGGUGGAUAUCACAGUCGCAGAAACUCAAUAGAAAUGGGCGAAUCUUCGCGUGAAUCAGAAUUUGUUGUAUUCAAAGAGCGAAAAUUAGUAGCAACUGCGCCUGUAUAUCAAGGCGCUUUAAGAUUAUCAUUUUUACUUGAAACUUGUCCACCAGGUUCUGUCCCCGAUGCUUAUCUCCUUGCUUCAAUGCUAGACUUGCCUCACUCUACUGUUGUUGCAAGAGCCACUCUAUUUCUCGAAUGCGCUUAUUUUGUCCACUGUUGCAAUAAGGGCCAAUGGCCAUCAUGGAUGAAACUUAAUUUUCCAAUGUUUCGACCUUCUGGUCCAUUGCCAGCUCGUGGUCCUACCACUGGAAUAAGAAGAUCGCACAUUAUGCAAAAAGCUGCAGGAAAAAUGUUUUACCAAUGGGCUGAAGUUCUAGGGCAACGACUUGAAGAGAUUAUCAAUGAAGAUAAACAGUUGGAACCACAUGUUGCCGCAAUGGUGCUGGAUGAACAAAAACAGAAGGAACUUCUAAUGCAAGAUGAAGAGGAAGAUUUUCUAGAUGAAGCGAGUAUUAAUACGUAUGGUUCGAGUUGUCCAAUGGCUCUUCGUCUCAUUGCUUGUAUUCUACUGCACGAAAUUACUGGAUUUCUUAGGGAAACGUAUCAAACAUUACCAAAAUCAUCACGAAUGACCGGCAAGGAACGACCAGUACCUUGGGAACGUUAUUACAGUAAAGAGGCAAAUCGGAGGUGGAGCAUGGCUUUGUCUUCGAUGGGACAUUCGCAGACUUCGGCUCAGAGUCUACAAUCAAUUGCUGGUGACCGAGAUUCAGGUCAAGCCGAACGUAAAAUCAGUUUUGUUCUCCACGAACCAGACAAUGAAUCGGAGGGAAGCAGUAAUACCACUGUUACAAUGCAGGCUAUGAUGCAGGGAGAAGACGGCAAACGCAUUGGAGGUCAACCUCCACGUCCUUACCUACUACGAAGAGGUACAGCAGCACCUACUGGAGGUUCCUUUAAAAGAAGAAGUUUGAAACUAAGACGUGGAACCAAAGAAGGAAAAGAUAUGGAAAUUGAAUGGAGGAUUCCAGAAACAGUGAAAAGGACUGAUUCAAUACAAUCCAAACGAAAAGUUAGUUCCUUAUCUGAUAGAAGCGACACAUCCGAACCUGGAAUGCCUGGGGAAGCAAGUGGGGAAGAAUCUCCAGGAGUACUUAGCGAUGAUCAACCUCCCGAAAGUCCAAGUGAUAGUAACGACACAGAUGAUACCACAAAAAACAUGCCUUGGAUGAAGAUUAUGGUUCAAGUUUCAAAUUCGUUUUAUUAUUUUUGCACACAUCAAAACUUUUGCCAUCCAUUUUGCUACCGACGCGUUAUGAGAGCUUGUAGCCGACUUGUCAAAGCAGUUAGAAAAGUGUACGGUGAAGAAUUUGGAGUUUUAGACGAUAAACUCAAUAUGGAUUUUGGUGGUAAGAAGAAAGGCAAAAAGGACAAGAGCCACAAUCGAAAAGUUUCCGAUCAGACUAGCUCUCAAGUAUCGCCAAUUCGACGAAAAGACAGUGUGGGCAAAAAAGACAAGAUUGAAAAAAAUUUAGAUGGAUCACAGUUGAGUAAAUUAGCUUCGAAAGAUUCAUGUCGAGAUAUUGCAGAAUCAGAGACUGGUCAAGACUCCUCAAAGAGUAACAAUGAUGAAAAACCAUCAGAACCUCCUCCAAUUUUGAAAUAUAUCAAAACACAAGUCAAAGAUGCCUUCCAUAGCCCUUUAGCUGUUCUCCUUAAAGGAGCAGUAAUUCUUUCGGAAGAACAUUUUGUUGAGAUAAUUCCAGUGGCUUGGGAACUACUACUUGAAACGAACCAAGAAGUAACAGCCUGUGCUGCCUCUUUAUUUAUUUUAGCGGCGGUCAAAGCACCUCAGCAAGUGUCCGAAAUUAUGCAACAUGGUCUUUCACAUCCAGACCCAGCUGUUCGGAUCAAUGCCAUUCUGAGAUUCCAAGUCUUGUGGAAAAUGCGAUAUCAAGUGUGGCCAAGAAUGGAGGAAAAUGCUCACAUUUUAUUCAAAGUACCACCUCCUGGAAUUGAGUUCACUUUACCAUCGCCAAAAAUUGGAAUUGAAUCGUUGGAUGUUGUAGAUUCUCCGUGGGAACUACUGGUGAAAACCAAAGUUGAAGAAGUUACAAUCAAUCAAGAACGACAUAGAUCUCUAGUAACUGCUACAAAAACACGCAAGAAGCAGCAGACUGAACUGAUCAAAAUGGCGCUACAAGCACAAGACGAUAAAAAACGAGAAGAAAGGGAAAACUUUUUGAUAACGACAAUUCCUAUCACAAUUCAAGCAGCACAUGAACCGAGUCUUUAUCACACUAGUGAGGAACAUGAUGAAGCGGACGAUGAGCAAGCUGAAGGACAAACACGAAAUACAGUACAUCACCUACACUCAGCCCAUUCUCUUUUCCCGUCUUGUUUAUGUUCGGCAGUUGUUCAAAUCAUUACUUUACUGGAUGAUGCCGCUGUUUCUGCUGAUGGUAAUGCAGUCUAUGAAGUUGCAUACCAAGUCAUCUGGUGUUGUUUGGUCGAAGACAGUGCUUUAUUUUUGAGAUAUAUUCUAGAACGACUAACACGGGAAAAACAGGAACAAAUGUUUAAAAUUUUACGCCAUGUCAUUAGAUUUAUUCCAAAACUACCACAACAGGCAGCUUUUGCCUUAUACAAUUACAUAAUUGGAUACGUGAUGUUUUAUGUGCGAAGUCCUCACGAAGAUGGUCAAAUGUUAAUUGGAGCAGCUUUAUCUUUGUUGUGGAUGGUUGUUCACAGUGUUCAAGGAAUUAUGUUCAAAGAUUUAAAGCAAAUACUAAGGAAAGAACAAUGCGAUGCUUCUAUUCUACUCACAGCCAAUGUUCCAUCUGCCAAGAAAAUUAUAGUGCAUGGACCUCAAGAUCCAGAUGCUGGAGGCAUUCCCUCCCAAUUCCCGAUUCAAGAAGACACACAAUUUUGCCAAAUUCUGAGAGAGGCUUUAGACUUUUUUGGAAUCGAUGAUAAUCGACACAAGGAAUUUUUCCUAGUGGAUUACAAGACACACCAAAUAAGAAACCCGUCUUCCUACGUUCGUGAUUAUUACUUCUUCAAAAGAUCACAGUAUCCACAAUUGGAGUUAAUUCACAUGAAACCGGAGGAAGCAUUCAAUGCUUUGCAAAAACAAGAGCUGUUACACAAAUUUGUUGAAAUCGGGAAAGUUCUUCUCACUUGGGCCAUUUUGAAGAACGUUGACAUGGUAGUUCAAAGAGUUGUUUUUCUUCACGAGGAAUUAAUGAAACUUCCUUCGUUUCCUCGCAAAGCACUCGAGUCUGAUUUGGAUCUUUACAAAGGAGGAACACUUGGUAAAGAGCUUCUGGGUUUAGACGUCCUCCAUAAAUUUAUGUGGGUGCGACUUAUUGCACGAAUGUUUGAGGCAAUGGCUGGGAAUUUUGCCUAUUCGGGUGACAUCCACUUAUUUCUCAAUGUUUUAAAUGGGUCUGUGAUACUACAUUCUGAAGACGCGUGCAUUUUGCGAUAUGUUAUGGCUACUUAUAUUAAUGCAGCUUUUCAUUUUAAAAAUAUUUUUUCAACCAAUGGGUACUUACUUAUUAUGCCAACAUUAUUAAAAAUUUACUCGAACCACCAAACAAAUAAACUAGUCACCACUACUGUUGAAUAUGCCGUUAAACAGUUUUAUUUAAUGAAUCGGAAACCUUUCAUUCUACAAAUGUUUGGUUCCGUUUCUGCUAUGCUUGAUACCGACGAAGAAGGGACGUUUGGUGACGCACACAAAAUACAAUCGAGCUGCCUUUUCAAUCUUCUUUUAAGUCUGGAAACACCAUCACCCGAUCCGUUAAACAUCGCUGAACUAGUUAAAGAAGAUAAACCUUUAAAGGCAAUAGACUUUUGCUACCAUGAUGAAAAUGAAAUGGUGACAAUUUUGGACUGUAUAUCGUUAUGCGUGAUGGUGGUUUCGUACUCAUCUGAGAGUGUAAGAGGAUAUCAAAUGUUGAUAAUACUGGAGGCUAUUUUGCCGUGUUACGUACAACAUAUUCAGUUACCUUCAUACAACAAGGAAGGCAAGACCGAAAAAGAAAUCAUUAAUCAACUUGCUGUUUCUAUCAAGACUUUAGUCAAUAACUGUGAAGCACUGACAAAGAGUUACAAUGGACCGUAUCGGUCAAGUCCAGAACACAAAGGUUCCAGUCAAAGAAAUUACAGUCGAGGGCCUUACUCUCCAGGCUUCGAUUUUGAGGAUGAAUCACAUUCAAAAUUUAUGAGCGAGCACUCUAGAGCUAAAAGCAUGUAUGAACAUGAUGUAGAAGACUCGGAAGUUCUUAGAGCAGAAUAUAGAAGACCAAGGGAUGUCCUUCUUUCACUCGUGGGGGAGUUUAUGUGUAGAGCCACUGCAAGGUUGACUGAAUUAAAUAAGAAAAAUAACCAAGAAGGGAAAAAUAUUGAACUUCUCGAUAUACGAUCGCACAUUCGACUGGCUGAUAUCGCUCAUACUUUACUAAAAGUUUCUCCAUACGACCCUGAGUCAAUGGGAUGCAGAGGCCUUCAGCACUACAUGAGUUACAUUUUGCCUUCGACUGAAUGGGCAAAUGAUGCUAUGAGACCGGCUUUAGUUACAAUUCUUCGAAGACUUGAUAAAGUAUUUCAAAAAAUAUCGAAAAAACCAUCAAUUCGGAGAAACACCGACUGGGAUGCAGCUGCUGGUCUUCUUAAAGGAAUUUACGACACUAUGGUAAAGUACCCAUACAUUAUGCACUGGCAACAUAUUAAAGCACUGAUUAACACAUGUCAGUUUUUGAUUGUCAGUGAUUGUUAUGCCAGUGAAGGUGUAUCAUCAGCUACUGCAGCUCUGAUGAGUCAGGCUCCUCCACCACAUUUCUGUUCAAUGGUGGUGCGGUUAAUAGCGCUUCAAAUUCAAAGUACUACUGAUAACUUCUCUCUUGAACAAGUUUGUGGAGGAAGUUCCACCUUCGCUACCCAAGACAAAACAGAAAGUAUGAUAAUGAAUCUAAUAAUGCCUUUGUGUUUACGAGUCGGUAGUGGUCGAAAGGACGUUUUUGCCAUGAAACAAAGUGAUAUUAGCUUUGCCAUAACUCUAGUAUUACAUGCAAUGAGUCCGCCUAGUACAAAGUCAGUGGCAUCCUCAGGUCCAAAUUUAAAAUCAACUUCGGAAAUUCGAACUGGUAGUUUAACUUUUACAGGCACUAGGGACACCAAAACAUCGUCCAAAAUUAACACUUCUUUGUAUCAAGUCUCUUUCCUCGCGUUAAAAAUCAUGAUGAUAUGUUUUGAGGGAGAACUAAUCACUGUGUGGACUAAAAUUGCUCGGACCAUGAGAGAAUUGGGGAAAAGGAACGAGGCGGCAACGUUUCUGUGGGACUUCUUAGAUUUUGUUGUCACUCAUCGAACGCCAUUAUUUAUUCUCAUGCAACCGUUUAUUUUCCAAAAGUUGGCACAACCUCCAAUAUCAGACUUUGAGCGAACAAUACAUUCGAGAAUUAGGGACAAAAUUAGGGGAAUAGGACUUCCGUUUCCUAAAAGUCGAGGAGCUCUUCUAAUGGAACUUGCCCACGAAAUGAAAGAAUUAAAAGAAGAGUUAGAAGACGCGUCUGAAAAUACAGACCCAAAAAAGCAAGAAGCAACUCAACCAACUGUUCAAAUGACCAGCGAGACGAAUCACGGACGACACCAGCGACAUUCACUUAUAGGAUUAUUCACCGGGGAUCACGGUUCUAAAGGAUCUACAGACCAUCCUCACACAACGCUUCCAGCAAAAGUUCCAGAAUCGUCCACCAGCACUAGUCAUGUAUCGACACCUAAUCAAGCAGCAAGCGAUGGACAAGAUGCAAAUGCUAAUGGUACUUCUACUCCUUGUAAUACAAUAAUUGAUCGUUCAUCACAAAGGUCAUCUGUGAGUGACGACCAUGGCAUACAAAUGCCAAAGUCUGAAUCCUUAAUCUCCCAUAAGGCUCAUAAACUUCGUUUUGUGUCUUCUGUAGAGUUUAGACAUUCUUCAGGGGAAACUUCAACCACACCGUUAAGUCCUGGAAGUCCAGCUGACGACAGUUCUGGAGAAAACCAUCCAAGUAAAUCACGACUUCAACGCAUAAAACCACAAAGUCGCAAAACUUUCAGAAUAAGGAAAAGCCGGAAGAAUAGUCGAGUGGAAAUCUCGCAUACUAAAUUACAAUCGGAGGAAACGCCCCAGCCAGAUUCUCCUCCCAAAACUACACCACAACCAACUGAACCAAAAGAAGAAACACCACCACCAAAUAACAAUAAUUUACAACAACAAUCUCAACCUCAAAUCUCCGAUCAACACCGUUUGAGAAUUUCAAUGCGUGGCAAACCAACUGAAAGUUCAUGGGAUGAAGACAGUGCCAUUUCGCAAACUUCGAGCACAUCUGGUUAUAGAGAAUCUUAUCCGGUUAUGCAUCUUAGGGAGAAUCUGGAAUCGAGUCCAAAGUCGUUUCCUCCACUGGCAUCUCCAGAUAUUCAUGAUUUGCCGUCAACAAGCAGUGCAACAACGACUAAUUUACAAUGCGACAACAGUUCGCCAGAUUGUUCGUUGAACGAAAAUGGAGAAAGAACCGCUUUGUUGAGUCAUACGGAGCGUUCUUCCUCACAGCAUUCUUUGUUGAUGGUUUUUGAGCAGCAAGAUGAGACGACCCUCAUUUAAUUUUGCUAGAUGCAGUUAUUGAUAAAGAAAAAGUCGUUUUCAUUUGGCCUUUUAUUUGUUUUACAAUAGUUUUACUGUUAUGAUUGUGAUAACUGCAUUAAACAGACAUAUAAACGCAAAAUUUACAACUGAUGGCUUUCUAAAUAUACUUAUACUCGUUUAUUCAAACUGUGUAGACUCAAUCAAUGUUAGAAAUACAUAUUCAAAAUACAAUGUGUUCAAAAAUGGUUGUUCAUCAAGCUGACUAUGGAAUUCAAAUUCAAUUUGUCGCUUCGUCCAAAUGACUACCUAUUGUAGUUUUUAUGUCAAAUCUUUGAAUUAGCUUUUCACUCACUUUUUUGCUUUUUUUUUUUGCAAAGUUGUUUCAAGUGUAGGGUUUGUUUUGAUUUGGGUUUUAUAUUACCGUAAUUUUCGUUAUUGUGUAUUCUUCUGUUUUUGGAUUCGACGCCUUUUUGCAUUAUUUUGACGGCAUUCACAAUUUAAUUCAAUUAAAUUAAGCGGCACAUAACGUUCAAACUUCGUAGGUGACUUGAUGAACAACCAUUUUUGAACACAUUGUCCAAAUACAUUACAUUUAUACCCUGAGCUGUACUUAACUGCUUAAUAAUAAUUGUUUUAGAAAGCAACAUAAUCUUUGGCAAUACUUUAAUAGGUAAGACAGUACAAUCAAUAAAAUUGCCUGUUCUGAUCGACUAGCACACAGCCUAAACGCCUGAGGAUAAAAACCUAAAAUGUUUACAAUAUAUAGCUUUUAUAACAUUUAGCAUCCACGAAGAAAGCAUUUUUGGAAAAUUACCCUCUAAUAAGAGGGUUAACCGUAAAAAAAAUAUUAUUGAAGUUAUAAUCAUCAGCAUUGAUAUUUGUACAUUCGGUUAAAAAAAAGAAGCGUGUAUUUAAUGAUUUGUGGCAAAUUACACCCACAAGGGGGUUAAAUGGGCAAUAAAAGUUUGUUUGCAAUUAUAAAAACAAGCAAAUCAAUUAACUUGGGUUCGUAUUAUGUCACGGUAACAGUAGACAAUAUUGGUUUCAAAAGAAACAGUAAAUUAAAAAUUUUCGUAGAAACCCUAGGUUUAGAAGAAAUGUGUUAAAGCAAAAAAAGAAGGUGCAAAGAAUAAAAAACACACAUUUAAACAGACCGCCGUAAACAAAAUUAUUUUUUACCAACCGAGUACGAACCACGAAUUGCUAAAAUCGACCGUAGUAAGUAGACGUAUGUAAGUACUUUUUCGGUCUAGAACUUAAAACUAUAUUGAAUAUAAAAAAGUAAACAUUAAUCGCACAAAAAAACUUCAUAAAUCAUAAACAUCACAAACGUCUCUGCCUUCAAACAACUUUUUUCGAUCGUAAAAUUUCUUUACUGUUCUUGAUACUUAAAAAUAAAACUUCGAUUUUCAUUUGCGUUGUGUGUAUGAAUAGCUCAGGUUAUAAGUGUUGGCAUCGUUAAUACGAGUAUAAUUCUACAUACUAUAAUGAAAAAAUAUUAUUGUUGUUAACAAUAAAUAGUUUAGUUUUGCUUUCAGAAAUAAAAUUGAAUGUUAAAAACAA
Molecule: messenger RNA, 11999 nt
Organism: Tribolium castaneum (red flour beetle)
Lineage: Eukaryota; Metazoa; Arthropoda; Insecta; Coleoptera; Tenebrionidae
Gene: unc80
Product: uncoordinated 80
Exons: 50
Coding region: 123-10454 (3443 amino acids)
Biological process (GO): monoatomic cation homeostasis
Cellular component (GO): cation channel complex; axon
Molecular function (GO): monoatomic cation channel activity
Source: RefSeq, a predicted model, not a curated record